Messenger RNA from Lytechinus variegatus (green sea urchin), 6584 nucleotides. RefSeq lists its product as uncharacterized. The record is from RefSeq and is a predicted model, not a curated record. Bases 1 to 5547 code for a protein of 1848 amino acids. The transcript has 36 exons. Lineage: Eukaryota; Metazoa; Echinodermata; Echinoidea; Temnopleuroida; Toxopneustidae. Gene Ontology annotation, molecular function: catalytic activity.
AUGUCGCUCUUUCUCUUUCCCGCUCCCUUUCAUCUGGCUUUUCGGGAUUCCUAUGCAGCCAUCAUCGUCGACGCCAACAUCGUCAUCCAUACCAACAACGUCACCGUCACCAGUACCAUCAUCGUUAUCUCCAUGAAUUCGAGCAUCGUCAACAAAAGAGACGAACUGCAGAGUACUGUAUACCAAGAAGAACCAGAUGUAAUAAGCAUUGUAGAGACAUGGCUAAACGAUAAGAUAUCAGAUGCUGAGAUACAAAUUCCUGGUUAUCAAGCCACCCGACUAGAUAGGCAAAACAGACCACAUGGAGGUGUUCUAUUGUACACCAAGGAAGGAAUAGAAGUACAUCCAAGAACAGAUUCUGAGCUAGAUAUCUACGACGAAGCACUAUGGUGUGAUAUCACUAGCCAAGGCACAGAACUAGAUUUGUUAAUUGGUAUUGUGUACAGAAGCCCCAACAAUACAAAUGAACAGAAUGACAACCUGAACAAAGCCCUAUAUCUGCUAAACAAAGAACAGAAAGACAUCUUGAUUAUGGGUGACUUCAACUAUCGUGAUAUUAAUUGGGAAACGAUGCAAGCAGGCUCAGGCAAGUCAGAAGCAUUUUUGGACGUUAUUAUGGACAACCUGUGGACUCAACAUGUGUCAGCACCGACGAGACAAGAAUCACUCCUGGACCUUGUGAUCACAUCAAACCCUUGUGCAAUCGAUGAAGUUGAAAUCAUAGCACACCUGGGAAAUAGUGACCAUAAUAUGCUACGAUGGGAUACAAACUACUUUGUAAAUCAGAAUAACAUGGUACCUAAACGAGACUUUAAAUCUGCCAACUUUGAUGCAAUUAAAUGUGAAUUAGAGGAGAUUGAUUGGAAUAACAAACUAAACAACAAAUCAGCUGAACAGGCAUGGAAUGAAACUAAAGCUGUGCUACAUCAGCUAAUAUAUGACUAUGUACCUACAAAACAACACAAAAAGAAGAAGACAUUGUGGCUCACAAGGAGAGCACAGAAAUCGAUUCGCCGUAAACACAGAGCAUGGAAACGAUAUAAAGCCCAGAAGUCAACCCAAAGAUUUGAGCACUAUAAGCAGUGCCAGAAAGAGGCAAAGCAUGAAGUAGAAGUGGCAAAGAAAAACUUUGAGAAAAGACUAGCUGAGAAUAUAAAGGAAGAUACCAAAAGCUUCUAUGCAUAUGUGAGAACAAAACAGAAGGUUAAGGAUUCCGUCGGGCCUCUUAAGAAUGAAGCUGGUGAAACAAUUAACCCAGGAGUUGAUACAGCUAAUGCCCUCAACAACUAUUUUAUAACGGUGUUUGCAGACGAGAAAGAGGAAGCACCCAUUCCUGAAACAAUAUUCCAAGGACCCAGUGACAUGUUUCUGAAAGACUUCUUGAUAUCGGAUGAAUGUGUCAGAAAGAAACUGGAAGCUCUUGAUCCAACUAAAGCUGCUGGACCAGAUGAGAUACCUCCAGUCAUUCUUACAACUCUGGCAAACCAAUUAUGUGUACCCCUAGCCUACAUAUUCAACAAAUCCUUAGAGGAAGGAAUAGUACCAACAGAUUGGAAACUUGCCCAUGUUAUCCCAAUUUUCAAAAAAGGAUCAAGGUCUAAGCCUAACAACUAUAGACCGAUCAGCCUAACUUCAACAGCUGGGAAAGUUAUGGAAAGCAUAAUCAGAGACAAGAUAACUGAACACAUUGACAAACACAAGCUUAUCUAUGACACUCAACAUGGCUUCACCAAAGGAAGGUCAACAACAACAAACCUGCUGGAGUAUCUCGAAAUCAUCACAAAGAGAGUCGACGAGGGUACGCCAGUUGACGUUGUCUACCUCGAUCUAGCAAAAGCGUUUGACACUGUACCACACAAAAGACUAAUCAGGAAAAUUGAAGCACACGGGAUCGGUGGCAAGUUACUACAAUGGAUCAAAUGUUGGCUCAAUGAUCGUAAACAAAGAGUUAGUACACAAGGAGCAGAAUCCGAUUGGAAGGAAGUUACCAGCUCAGUUGUUCAAGGCUCUGUGCUGGGCCCAAUCUGUUUUUUGAUGUAUGUAAAUGACAUGGAUAUUGGAAUCAACAAUGACUCUACAAUCAGCAAAUUUGCAGAUGAUACCAAGCUUAUACACGCUGUACAAACUGACGAUGACAUACAAGGUAUGCAACAGUCGAUCAAUCACCUUGAUAGAUGGGCAGCAAAAUGGCUGAUGAGAUUCAAUAUAGACAAGUGUGGUGUGAUGCAUUUUGGAUCCAAAAACCCUAACCAAGUGUAUUCACUGAAUGGCUCUGCACUAAAAGAAACAGUCGAAGAGAAAGAUCUUGGGAUUCUUGUCAAUAAAUCACUAAAAGUUGCUUCCCAAUGUGCAGCAGCGGCCAAGAGAGGCAAUAUGGUACUAGGGAUGAUCAAGCGCAACUUUACAUAUAAAAACAGACAAGUGAUCAUGAAACUGUACAAAUCUCUGGUACGACCACAUUUGGACUAUGCAAUGCAGACCUGGAACCCCUACCUAGCAAAGGACAAAAAAAUACUGGAGAAGGUCCAAGCAAGAGCUACGAAAAUGAUCCCAGAUAUCCAUGAUCUACCCUAUGAAGACAGGCUCGCCAGACUAAACCUUACUACGUGCAGCUUUAGACGCGGGAUCGUCUUCAUAUUCAUUUGUACAUUAUUUAGGAUUAAUCAAAUAAAAGCACAAUUAAUGGAAACUGUGGAAUGCCCUGGAGACAUCCGGUUAGAAGAAAACGAUUUGCCUGGUUGGGAUAUAAUUCGAAUGUUUGAAUUGGACUCGUCCACUGUUCAAGGGGUUAGAGUAGUGUCUGGAUCAGACGAUGUGCAGAGGGCAUAUAGACUUCUCAAGAACCAUGAUAUCAGAGAACCUACAAGUAACCAGUUUCAACAAGGUCUCCCAGACGAGUUUUCAUUCGUAUCCACCUUCAAACUGACUGAUCGAACAGGAGAUGACGAGGAUUGGUGGUUAUGGCUGAUCCGUGACAGAGCUGGCACUCCGCAAAUUGGCAUCAGGUUGAUGGGAGAGGAGAAAGCCCUUCAAUUCAUCUAUGUAAAUGAGCUAGGUCAACUCGAGAAUGUCCGCUUCGACAACGCCAUGAUGCUGUUCGAUAGGAACUGGCACAAACUCCACAUGGCCAUCAGUAAGAAUCGACUCGAUCUAUUCGUAGACUGUCUGUCUAUCGGGUCAGUCCAGUUGAGUCCCAGGGGUCAAGUCGAUACCUUAGGAGAAACCCUCAUCGGGAGAAAGUUCAGCAACGGAGGGGGACCAGUGCAGUUUAUUCUACAAUGGAUGAUUAUUCAUUGCGACCGCACCUUCCCAACUCGUGACCAUUGCUCAGAAAUAUCGCAAGGACCUCAGGCGACAGAAGAGCCUAAAACUUGCUCUGUGACCUGCCCAGAAGGACCACCAGGACGACAGGGUGAUCCGGGUUUGCCUGGACCAGCGGGUCAGUUGGGACGUCCCGGUAUCCCGGGCCGCAUCGGGUCAACCGGGCCGAAGGGAGAGAAGGGAAGUGAAGGAUAUAGGGGGCAACCAGGUCCUAUUGGUCCAGUAGGCAUCCAAGGUCCAAGGGGAUCUCCGGGACCUGGCGGGCUCAACGGUGACCCAGGAAGAGCUGGACCUAAAGGAGAAAUGGGACCCAAUGGACUACCAGGUUUGCCGGGCGUUCCAGGUGAACAGGGACCACGUGGUUAUCCCGGCCCACAGGGCGAUCAAGGACGACCUGGAGAUACGCCCACAAGAGAGCAAUUGAUCGAUAUUGUCGUUAGUAUACCGGGCCUACAGGGCGAACCUGGUCCGCGGGGAUUACCGGGUAUCGACGGUGUCAAGGGAGAGAAAGGAACUCGUGGAGAAUAUGGCUACAGAGGUGUUGAGGGACCAAAGGGUAUCCGAGGAGAAAAAGGCCAAAAGGGAGUCUUUGGUGAACCGGGACCGCCCGGGCCACCUGGUACUUUGGGUGAUAUCAACAUACUGGAGAUCACGGGAACAGAGAGUCAGUUGAUUCCAGGACCACCAGGACCCCCUGGAGUUCCCGGUAUACCGGGAGACCCGGGAGCACAGGGAUUCGGCGGGUCACCAGGUGAAAGGGGGCCGAAAGGGCUCGCGGGAAUAAAGGGAGAAAAGGGAUCGGCAGGUUCCCGAGGGCCAAGAGGAGACGCGGGACUAACGGGAGAGCCUGGACCGGGAGGACCGCCUGGACCUCGUGGGGAUAAAGGAAGUACUGGUCCACAAGGUCCACAGGGAUUGUUUGGACCAGAGGGUGAACGAGGACCAGCUGGAUUGGUCGGACCAAGGGGUGUUCCUGGACCUCAAGGAGAACCAGGGCCAAGGGGCUUCAAAGGAACUACAGGAAGUGUUGGAUUCCCAGGAUUCAAGGGAGAUAAGGGAAGUACAGGUGAUCUUGGUCUACCGGGAAUAGCUGGACCCAAGGGAGAGAAGGGUGACAAAGGUGCGACUGGCCUUCGUGGGAUAGCUGGACUAGCAGGACUUAAUGGUAACCCUGGACCGGUUGGAGAUCAAGGGGAACAGGGCAUACAGGGUAACAAAGGUCAACCUGGUGAGCGGGGAGCUCGGGGAGAGAAAGGAGACGAGGGUCUUCCGGGUGCAAGAGGUUUGACUGGAUUGAGAGGGCCCAAGGGAGACGUAGGGAAUACCGGUUAUUCGGGACUCCCGGGAAAAGACGGCGAUCCCGGUCCAAGGGGUCCUCAAGGUCGUCAAGGAGUCAAGGGAAGUAAUGGAGAGGUGGGAGAUCGAGGUCCAACCGGAUUGAUUGGCUUACCUGGAAGAAGAGGUCCCAAAGGAGAGGUCGGAGAGACCGGCAACACCGGUCCUGCCGGUCGGAACGGCAAAGAUGGACAGGCUGGUCCCAUGGGCCCCCGCGGACCGAAAGGGGAGCGAGGUGACAACGGUGACCCGGGUAGUACCGGCCCCCAGGGUCCCCGGGGAGUACAGGGGUAUGUAGGUGGCAGAGGAGAGAAGGGCGGUAAAGGUGACCGCGGUCUAGCAGGAGCAAACGGGCAGAAUGGAAUACCUGGUUUGACUCCAACCCAAGACGAAAUAUUGCGACUCAUUGAGAGAUACUUUCAAAACAAUAUCGAAAGCUUUGAGCAGCGGUUCCGUGGUCCGCCUGGCCCACCAGGUGAGAGCAUCCAAGGCGAGCCUGGUCCGCCCGGUAUCCUGGGUGUGAUGGGACCGUCAGGCCCAAUGGGACUCAGAGGUAACCCAGGAUCUAUGGGAAGACCAGGGAACAUCGGCGGCGUCGGAGCACCGGGAGAAAGAGGUCCGCGUGGUCCAAGAGGAGAGAAAGGCGACAGAGGACAGGGAUACACUGGUCCGGCAGGGGCACCAGGAGAAAGAGGUCUACCGGGUAAACCGGGUGUCGGGCGUCCAGGCAAGGACGGUCAGUCCGGCUUUCCCGGUCCGGCCGGGGUACCCGGAGAGAGGGGUGAGACCGGUAAAAUCGGUCCACCCGGAUACUGCGAGUACUGCAACUACGCCCCGGGUACCUACCCGUUCCAGAUACCCCCAGCGGUGGAUCUAAAUAGCAAGGGUUAGCUUAGGAUAAAACGGGGUGGCUGUAAAAACAUCAUUUUUACUUAAGAAAAUAAUUAUCGUCAGUGAUAAGAAUUGAAAUGGACAAAAUACCUUCAAAUGUGUCAAACAUGAGUGUGUAGACUUAAAAUCCCGAUGCCGAUACUGUAGAAAAUAUGGUAUUGGAAACAACACCAUUCGUUGUUCUGAGACGACCUCUCCAAGCCAGCGUUAACAUACACCACUGAGUUUGAACACAUCACAACACAAAAAAGUGUUCUAAUGACACAUAGACUGUGCUAUAACAGUUUUAUAAUAAUGUGUUGAAAUAACGCCAUAAAUCUAACACCGACAUGACUGGUAAAAAUGUUUGGUUUGGUCUUCUUAGAACAUCUGCCGGUGUCAUUUUAACUCCAAUAUUUUCCAGUCUAUUACAUGUAUUUCAUUUUGUUGUUAAGCAUUAAUCUGUACGCUUUUGUACGUUAAUAUAGCCGAUGCAAGGUAUAAACUCUGUAAUAUGGAAUACAAGCAUACCCCAAAAUUAUAGAAACGCUUUGAUUUUUAAUUUCGAGUAGCUUUUCUGCCCUCGGAUAUGUAUUUUUGAUUCUUUAAACAUAUUAAAAAGUCGACAACGGGACCAAUACCCUAUUUCAUGUAUUGUUAUAGGCUAACAUACCCCUUGGUAAAGUUAUGUUGUUAUUUUUUGGUGAUUGGCGUUUCUACGUUGCUUGCUGAACAAAAAGUUUGUGUAAAUAUUAUUUCUGAAUAUUGUGUGUGUAGGCAUCAUAAGAAGUGUUAAUCCAAUCAAUAUUACACUUUGUAUUUGAUUCGUAGGUUUGAAAAACAAUAUUUUUUUUCUUUUCAUUUUUGUUACGAAUUUGUGCAAAGUAAUUUACUUUUAGCCAAUCGCUCUCAACUUGCUAAAAUGUGUGAUCCAAAUGAAAAAUAAAAUUAACAAUGCAAGCAGCUGUUGAGUCCCUACAUCUGUUUAUAUUGACAUCUACUCUUAUCAAAUAGUCUGUAAGAUGACGUCAUUGCAAUGAUAAUUGGAAUACUUGAAA